This is a messenger RNA of Dromiciops gliroides (monito del monte), 2468 nucleotides long. RefSeq names its product mex-3 RNA binding family member D (gene MEX3D). The transcript has 2 exons. The record is from RefSeq and is a predicted model, not a curated record. Bases 227 to 2260 code for a protein of 677 amino acids. Gene Ontology annotation, molecular function: RNA binding. NCBI's taxonomy places the organism in Eukaryota, Metazoa, Chordata, Mammalia, Microbiotheria, Microbiotheriidae.
AGCAGCAGCAGCAGCCCGGGGAGCGGCGGCAGCGGCGGCAGCAGCAGCAGCAGCGGCGGCAGCGGCGGCGAGGAUCGGAGCCCCGAGCCCUGCCCGGGCCGCCGGCCGCCUCCCCCCCGAGGGCCCGGCUCCCGCUGCUGCAGUGGCAGCAGCAGGAGCGGCAGCAGCAGCAGCAGCUCCGGGGCUAGCGAAGCCCGGCUCCCCGCCGCCCUCCCCGCACCCGGCCAUGCCCAGCUCCAUCUACCAGCCAGAGGGAGGGGAGGCGGCGGCGGCGGCGGCGGCGGCGGGACCGCCCCACGGCGGCGGCCUGGGGAUGCUGAGCCCCGGCCCCGGACAGCAGCAGCAGCAGCAGCAGCCCCCCGCACCCCCGCCGCCGCCCCCGCCCACCCCGCCGCCGCCUCCGCCGCCCCCGCUCCAGGACCAAGGCGCAGAGGGGGCAGCCCCGCCGGAGCAGGAGGAGGCGGCCGCCGCCGCCCUGAGGUUCGCCCUGGACCAGCUCUCCAUCUUGGGCUUGGAAGAAGAGGAGGACGACGAGGAAGAGGAAGAGGAGGAAGAAGGCGGGGUGAACGGCGAGGCCUGCGCCGAGGAGGAAGAAGAGGAGGAGGAGGACGAUGAGGAGGAAGAAGACGAGACGGCCGACGGCGCCCUGGAAGAUCUGGACCCCGCUACCGGGCCCGGGCUGGACGCCCCUGGAGGGGUGGCCGUCGGGGCGGGGAGCGUGCUGGGAGCCCUCCAGAUGCUGGACACAGACGUGAGCCCCCCGGCCUCCAACACCACCUCCCCACCAGAUGUGUUCAGCAACUUCCACCACCACCCUCACCUGAGCCACCACUCCAUCCUGGCCGAGCAGAUGAGUGUGAUCGGCAGCCGGAAGAAGAGUGUCAACAUGACCGAGUGUGUCCCCGUGCCCAGCUCAGAGCACGUCGCCGAGAUUGUGGGGAGACAAGGAUGCAAGAUCAAGGCCCUUCGAGCCAAAACCAACACCUAUAUCAAGACUCCCGUUCGGGGUGAGGAGCCAAUCUUCAUCGUGACUGGGCGCAAAGAGGAUGUGGAGAUGGCGAAGAGGGAGAUCCUGUCGGCCGCUGAACAUUUCUCCAUGAUCCGGGCCACACGCAACAAGGUCAAUGGCCUGACGGGGGCUGUGCAGGGGCCUCCCAACCUCCCCGGGCAGACCACCAUCCAGGUCCGCGUCCCCUACCGAGUGGUGGGGCUGGUGGUGGGGCCCAAGGGCGCCACCAUCAAGCGGAUCCAGCAGCAAACCCACACGUACAUCGUGACCCCCAGCCGGGACAAAGAGCCUGUGUUUGAGGUGACGGGCAUGCCUGAGAAUGUGGACCGAGCUCGGGAGGAGAUUGAGGCUCACAUCACCAUGCGCACAGGCUCCUUCAUCGAUGCUGGUGCUGAGAAUGACUUUCACUCCAAUGGCACUGAUGUCUGCCUCGACCUGCUGGGUGGUCCCGCGGGGCUCUGGGCCAAGGCGCCCAACCCCGCCCGGCGGCCCUCGGCCGGCCUGCGUGCAGACAGCCUGGCCCCCGCGGAGGCCUUCUACGGCAGCCGGGCCCCUGCGGCCGAGGCCAGUCCCACCAGUCCCUAUGGCCCGGGCCCUGGCCCCGGGGGUGGAGGCGGCUUCAGCUUUGGGGGCGAUAGUCAGUCUGCUGCCCCGCCCGCCCCUCCCCUGGGCUCCGAGGACUGUGACUUUGGCUUCGACUUUUUGGCCCUCGACCUGACUACCCCAGCUACCAUCUGGUCGCCCUUUGAACGCACCAACCCCCUGCAGGCCUUCGGCGGCUGUCCUUCGGUCCCCGGCUGCCCCCAGCGGAGGAACAGCGGGCUCAGCGGUGCCGCCACCCCGCGCCACUCACCCACGCUGCCUGAGCCGGGCGGCAUCAGCCUCGAGCACCCGCUGGCCCGGCGCAUCCCCAGCGAGCCUGUCAGUGCCCUCUCCUGGCUCCCGGGGCCCCAGGGCUCUCUGUCGUCCUUCUCCAACAGCACGGGCUAUUCCUCGUCUUCGUCGUCCUCCCUACCGGGCAGCGUGUCAGCAGCCUCGGGCUCCCCUACAGACUCCAGCAGCUCUGAGGGUGCCCGCAAGGCCUCCCGGGACUGCAUGGUGUGCUACGAGAGCGAAGUCAUCGCCGCUCUAGUCCCCUGCGGCCACAACCUCUUCUGCAUGGAGUGCGCUGUCCGGAUCUGCGGAAAGGCUGAGCCCGAGUGCCCGGCCUGCCAUGCCCCAGCCACCCAGGCCAUUCAUAUCUUUUCCUAGCUGCCCCUGCCCUUCAGCGGGGAGGGGGGAGGGGGGAGCAGGGCCCAGCGUGGAUGCGAGGAGGAAGGGGGACCUCCCUGCCUCCCACUCCUCCUCCUCCUCCUCCUCCCCUACCCCCCCAAGCACCCCUUUUUAAGACCCACUUUCCACUCCGACCUUUUUAUUUAAAACAAUGACUCCCAGGGGGAGGAGGAGGAGGGAUGGGGGA